Molecule: messenger RNA, 555 nt
Organism: Saccostrea cuccullata (small rock oyster)
Lineage: Eukaryota; Metazoa; Mollusca; Bivalvia; Ostreida; Ostreidae
Product: deoxynucleoside triphosphate triphosphohydrolase SAMHD1-like
Exons: 5
Coding region: 1-465 (154 amino acids)
Biological process (GO): dGTP catabolic process
Cellular component (GO): nucleus
Molecular function (GO): dGTPase activity
Source: RefSeq, a predicted model, not a curated record
AUGUCUUCUUUUGGGAGUGAAAAAUAUCAUUUUAUUAACGAAAAUGGUCUGACUCCCAGUACGGUACUUGACACGACGACUGAAGAAUUGGAACAGUGUGGGAUUAGCCGUCCAGCCAUAAAUGUACUGAAGGACAUUUCGGAAGGCCUUUAUACUUGCAAGAUUGUGAAUGAUCCAAUUCAUGGCCACUUUGAAAUCCAUCCCCUCUGCGUGAAAAUAAUUGACACACAGCAGUUUCAAAGACUGCGGUAUCUGAAACAGCUGGGUGCAAAAUAUUAUGUAUAUCCUGGAGCAUCUCACAACAGAUUUGAACAUUCUUUGGGAGUGUGUUAUCUGGCAGGAGAAUUUGUGUCCAUGCUAAGAAAACGACAGCCAGAACUCAACAUCUCUGACAAUGACAUCUUGUGUGUUCAGAUUGCAGGACUCUGUCAUGACCUGGGUAUCAUAAGCAUGUCACAUUUAUAAAUAUGUUAAUUAGGGAGUAAUGCACAAAGUCUAAAAAAUGAAGUUAAAUAUGAUUCCAUGCGUAGUUAGUUAAUUGUACAUGCACAACUU